AUGGCCCCCACUACUUCAGAGCCAUACCCUCCAGAAUUGUCAAGCGCGGAAAUAGAUCAGCUUAUUUUCACGAUAAAAGACUGGACAAUCGCUCAUGGAUUAGCAGUCAGACCACCGCCAGCUCUUGUAGCCACGGAAAAUGAUCCUAAUGUGAUUCUGGCCACAACUGCGCCAGUUACGAUUUUCCCUAGUCCGUUUCCUCGAGUAUGCUUUGACCAAGCGAGAUCUAUUCAGGUCGCUUACAAUAAUUUGUAUGCAUCUAUUGCUCAAGACGAGACUUUCCUGGAGGAGAUAGUUCAAGAAAUUCUGGAGGUCGAUGAAUUCAUUGCUGAAUUAUGGAAAGUCCAUCUGAAAGUCAAGGAGGAAGGAUAUUCACAGAGCAUCUCGUUGGGCUUGUUCAGGUCUGACUACAUGGUUCAUCAAGCCACCGAUGACACGCAACCUGUGAUCAAGCAAGUGGAGUUUAACACUAUCGCAUCUUCGUUCGGUGGCCUGUCCCUCCAGACAUCUAAACUUCACAAAUAUCUUUCCUCGAUCAGUUAUCCACUUCUCCAACAACCUCUAAAUCUUGGGGAAGAACUACCUCAUAACUCCAGCACGAGCUCAUUAGCGUCUGGUAUACGGACUGCAUUUGAGGCCUAUUCAAAAGGCAAAACUCCGCAUAAGUGUUGUGUUCUCUUCAUAGUACAAGACCCAGAAAGAAACAUUUUUGACCAGCGACACCUUGAAUAUGAAGUUCAGCAAAACGGCUCACCUAUCCCCGUCUUCCGACUACCAUAUUCCCAAAUCGCCGCCCAAACAUCCCUAGCAUCCACUCCUCUCCGCCAACUCCUAUUCCACCCACCGAACAACCCAUCCCAAACCUUCGAAGCAGCAGUCGUAUACUUCCGCGCCGGCUACGGACCCUCUGACUACCCCGACGCUUCCGCCUGGGAAGCACGCUACCAAAUCGAACGCUCCCACGCCAUCAAAUGCCCCAGCAUCCUCACCCAACUCGCCGGCGCCAAAAAGGUCCAACAAGUCCUCGCCACACCCGAUGACUCCUCAAACCCCUCCAUCCUCUCCCGCUUCAUGACCACCUCCCCCUCAGAAACCACCGUCCUCUCAAAAACAUUCACAAACAUCUUCCCCCUAGACACCACACCCUCCGGUCUCCACGCCCGCAAAAUAGCUCUCGACCCCGAACUCUGCAAAGGCUACGUCCUCAAACCGCAACGCGAGGGCGGCGGAAACAACAUCUACCGCACAGCUAUCCCGCCAUUCCUCAACUCGCUCCCUGAAACGCACUGGAAAUCGUAUAUCCUGAUGGAAAUCAUCACGCCGCCACCCGUUCACAAUACCAUUCUGCGUAACGGGUUGGUGGAGAAAGGAGGUGUGAUUUGUGAGUUGGGGAUUUAUGGGACGUGUUUGUGGGAUUGCAAUACCAAGGAGAUUCUGCAUAAUGAGGAGGCGGGGUAUCUUUUGAGGACGAAGGGGGAUAAGAGUGAGGAAGGUGGUGUUGCUGCCGGGUUUGGGAGUAUGGAUAGUGUGAGGCUUGUUUGA
Messenger RNA from Glarea lozoyensis ATCC 20868, 1542 nucleotides. RefSeq names its product Glutathione synthetase ATP-binding protein. Lineage: Eukaryota; Fungi; Ascomycota; Leotiomycetes; Helotiales; Helotiaceae. Gene Ontology annotation, biological process: glutathione biosynthetic process. The transcript has 4 exons. The record is from RefSeq and is a predicted model, not a curated record. Gene Ontology annotation, molecular function: glutathione binding; glutathione synthase activity; ATP binding. The coding region runs from base 1 to 1542 and encodes 513 amino acids. Gene Ontology annotation, cellular component: cytosol.